CGAGCAUGACGUCACUUCCUGGAUGUAGGGGGAGACCGAAUGACAGCUGGUUUGUUUUCAUCAACAAGGGGAGUCUAGUGUGAAGGUAAAGGUCCCCCCUUCCCGAAACAGCAGCUGACAGCGCGCGCUGACUGCAGCCACAUCAAAGCAGACGUCUCCUCAGCAGAAGAGGAGGCCGGUCAGCAGGAAGGCGCCAUGGAGCCCCCAGAGGACAGAGACGGCCGUUCCUUUGUGGAGGUGCUCAAUGAGAAAUACAGCCCAGAAAACUUCCCGUACCGCAGAGGGCCUGGGAUGGGGGUGGUGGUGGUUCCCACUGUGGGCCUUCAGGGUUCCCCGAUGAAAGACCGUCUGAACUUGCCCAGCGUGCUGGUGCUGAACGGCUGUGGGAUCAGCAAUGCAGGAGACCCGGCGGAGAUCGCUGCCUUUUGUGCUCACGUCUCGGAGUUGGACAUAUCGCACAACAAUCUGCAAGACUGGCAUGAGAUCAGUAAAAUUGCAUCAAGCAUCCCCAAUCUGGAGUUCCUCAACCUGAGCUACAACCCACUGGCUGGAACGUCUCUUGAUCCGCAGUGUGCUGAGGCCUUUUUACGGGUGCGACGCCUCGUUCUCAACAACACUCAGAUAUCCUGGGAUACUGUGAUGCUGCUGACCCAGAACAUGCCUGAGCUGGAGGAGCUGUUUCUGGGCCUUAAUGAGUACAGCAGUGUGAGUGCCUCCAGCAUGGCCUGCCCCACCCUGCGCCUGCUUCACAUCACCGACAACAGCCUGCACGACUGGGCCGAAGUGUGCAAGUUUGGCUCCAUGUUCCCCAGCCUGGACACUCUGAUCAUGGCCAACAACAACUUGGCCUCCAUUCAGGACAACAAGGACAUCCUAGCACGGCUGUUCCCCAACCUGCGCAGCAUCAACCUAAACAACUCAGGUCUCAACCGAUGGGAAGACAUCGAGAAGCUGAACUUCUUCCCAAAGUUAGAGGAGGUGCGACUGCAGGGCAUUCCCUUGCUGCAGGCUUACACUAACGCAGAGCGCCGCAACCUCAUGAUAGCACAGCUUCCCUCAGUGUCCCAUCUAAACGGCAGCGUUGUGACCGGCAGUGAGCGAGAGGAUGCAGAGAGGUUCUUCAUUCGUCACUACCUGGACUGUCCCGAGAAGGAGCUACCUUACAGAUACCAUUCUCUGGUAACCAAGUACGGCAAGCUGGAGCCUCUGGCUGAGAUCGAUCUCAAACCUCGCUGCCGGGCUAGAGUCGAAGUUCACUGUGAGGAGAAGGUAGAGCAGCUGAACAUCCGUUUGGACCAAACUGUUGCUGAGCUGAAGAAGCAGCUGACGGCUGUGGUCCAGCUCUCCACAAACAGCAUGAGGCUUUACUACAUCGACAAGGACAGCGCCUUCGGUCCAGAGGAAUUGAAGUACAACGCCCGAGCCCUUCACUCCUACAGCAUCCAGGAUGGUGAUGAACUACUGGUAGUGCCCAAGACCAAGUAGAAGCCUUUUGUUCAGCAGCAUGAUAAGGAGUUGAUUGUCUGGGAUUAUGUUGAUUGCUCUAUUGAUAUUGUUUGGAAACACUUCUGAAACAGCAAAGGUGGCCUGCCUUUUGGAAUGGAGCAAGGCAGGAAAAGGAAGAGCGCCAUCUUGGAGACUAGAAAAUGAACUACAGUGGGCCGCUGGCUGGCUCUUGCUGAAAAUCCAGAAAUAAUACAUUUCAGCUUUAUUUAAAGGGACACUCAGUCAAGUGUCAGUCAAGUAUUCUCUUAGGGUUCAGCCUGUAGUGUUAGCAGACGGGAGGGCACUGCAGGAAAGCUCUGCCGCUUAUUUACUACACGGCAUCCACCAAAGCUACUUCACUGGCAAAUACCUAGCACUGCUUGCUUGCCCACCUGAUCAACAGCUACCCUGAUUUACGUACAACAAGAACAACCUGUUGGCACGUGGAGACGGACAGCUGCUCUCAGGUGCACCAUGGCCUUCGACCCUCCAGAAAAACUGGUCAAAACAAAUGUCAGACGUGGGAUGGGUGAUCCAACUGGGUUCAUUUCUGUUGGAGGAUGUUCUAGUCAUGUUUUGUUUUUACGUCUUCUGCCUGGCAGUGUAGCACUAAGAAUGGCUUUCUUAGUGCCAAAGAGAGCCCAACAGAUUUACUUUCACAAGUGGAGCAUUAGUGCUUUCACUAUAGUGCUCCGUUUGAUAUGUAUGCAAAAACCUUUAAUGGAUAUUAUGUUGAGAUUAUUUUAGAUUCAGCGGACACAGAAACGGAAAGGUAAAAGAGAAAGAAAGGGAAGAGGGGAAAAAGAUUAGGCAAAACGUUAGAGAGAAAGGGUGACGAAAAUAGAGCAGAGGAAAAACAGUGCGGGAUAACAUCCUCGGAGUCUGCUUCUACACCUGCAGAAAGAGAUAUAGAACAACAUAAAAAUUAUCUUUGAUGACAUCGCUGAAAAAUAUGCAUCAUUAUUUAAUACAAGAUGUAUUUAGUGGCAGCCAAAGCGAACUUUAAGGUUUAUCUGUAUAGAGGUGUAUCUUUAAGUAUCUGGAUCCAU
Fundulus heteroclitus (mummichog) is the source of this 2534-nucleotide messenger RNA. RefSeq names its product tubulin-specific chaperone cofactor E-like protein. Lineage: Eukaryota; Metazoa; Chordata; Actinopteri; Cyprinodontiformes; Fundulidae. The coding region runs from base 196 to 1485 and encodes 429 amino acids. The record is from RefSeq and is a predicted model, not a curated record. The transcript is spliced from 10 exons. Gene Ontology annotation, biological process: protein folding. Gene Ontology annotation, molecular function: alpha-tubulin binding.